CUAAAAUUUAAUGAUUAAAUUAAUGCUGUGUUUUUGUGCUGUAUGUCUUUUAUCGUCGUUUGUAACCUCAGCCGAAAAUGACACGAAAAUUAUGCCCAGUCCCAAUCUGGGGGUAACGACGCCAUCCCACACAACCCAGCAGACGACUUCCGGUUUUAAACUGGCCUUCACCAGUUAUGCAGCUUCAACGUCAAGUUCAUCGGCCAAAUUUAGUAAUAACUCGCGUGGGGCCGAUGAAAACAGAGAUGUGAAAAAAUCAAGACAAAAUAUAUCUCUACCUUGUUUAAAUUGGUGCAGAUUUUCUGAUGUCAGCCUUGAUGAGUGUUGGAACCAGUCAUUAAAAUAUCACACCAAUCAGUUAAAAAUCUCAAUCGCUAAUUUUUAUAGCGCUUUACUACACGUCAACAGAUGGAAAGUUGCAAACGAAGAUGACAGCAAAGACAGCAACAACAAAGAAAUUAUAGGCUUUGAAAGAGCAAUAGUGGAGGAAAUAUUAAACGCAUAUCACUACAUUCCUAACAACCCGGACGUUGACCAACUCAUUCACGACGACGAGGAAGUGAUAGUUAAUGAGACGACGACGAAACACAUAUUCAAUAUUAUUCUAGAUGAGUACAACCAACGAAAACAUCAUUACGAAGAGGAUGAAACGGGCAGAGAACCAAUGACAUUGCCCUCCCUUCCCUGUCCAAUCACGUGCGAGUAUUACCCCAAAAUCUGGGUCACCUUGACCUUUGUGACGUCAUUGUCUUUCAUCUUGUUGACGACUAUCGUGUUUGUUUACUUCUUUUAUGAUGUCUGGCUGCCUAUGCGGAAGAGAUUCAGACCAGUUUCUCUUAUUGGCUGAAUUAGAUAAUUUGUUGAAUUCUGAUUGGUAGUUGAUUAAAAUCUCGGCUUCUGAUUGGCUCGCUGGGUUCGUUGAUGUUUUACAAGUUGAAAUGUG
Messenger RNA from Helobdella robusta, 943 nucleotides. RefSeq lists its product as hypothetical. NCBI's taxonomy places the organism in Eukaryota, Metazoa, Annelida, Clitellata, Rhynchobdellida, Glossiphoniidae. The record is from RefSeq and is a predicted model, not a curated record. The transcript is spliced from 3 exons. The coding region runs from base 11 to 847 and encodes 278 amino acids.